AGAGAGAGAGUUCGGAGCAUUUUUGAAGUAUUACUGCAAGAUUCAAUCUUUCAUUUAUUUAUUUAUCUGGGUUCUUUGUGGGAGAGAGUUUGGAAUAUAUAUGUAAAGUUUGUGCAAAGGAAGAUCGAUUUGGCUUCAGUUGGAUGCAUGUUCCUGCAGCUUCUUCUUUAUCCGGGUUGAUGAACUGAGAAAAGAAAGGAUCAGAUUGGUGUUUGGUUAGAAGGAAAGCUGAAGUGUUGUAUUUUAAUAAGGAUGGGGAGGUCAUGCCAACCCAAAUGUAGGCUGGGUAGAUUAAUGAGUUGGCUUCAGAUUGUAUUGGGAGGCCUUGUUAUAAUUUUCAGCAUAUGUAGUCUCUUCAAGUUCUACUCUGCAGGGAUUUUCUUGCACAACGAGGACAUAUGCCGACAAUUUUAUGGCGUCAAAGAGGCAUACGAAGGGUUCGACCUAAAAGCUUUGUCUGAUCGAGUAGGGGAAGUGCUAAGUAGAUUGGAAAGCUUACAAGAAAAGCUUGAAUCAGCUAUGCAGCAAAUGGAGAAGAACAAAGUAGACUUGCAUACAACUAAUAUUACAAAAUUGGAGUACAAGAAGUAUCUGGAGGAGGAAGUAAUCAGGCCUCUUUAUAGUGCUCACAUUUCUCUGAGACUGAUUCGGUUACCUAAGCCCGAAGGUAUUAGAAACUCUUCGAUGAAAGAGGAGCCUUUGAUUAACACUUUUGAGAUUGAAGAGAUAAGGAAGUAUAUAACACCAAAGCAGAGUAGAGUUGGGAAGAUUACUAUAUAUGGUACAGAGAGGAUAUUCAAUACAAUUGGACAUGCCUGUGUGUUAUACAAGAAAGAGCUGGAAGAGUACAUGAGCUAUGACAUUGGGUCUUAUUGUAAAGACGAUUGGAACUUAGCACAGAAGCUGAUGCUUAAUGGUUGUGAUCCUUUGCCCCGAAGGCGGUGCUUGACAAGGGCCUCCAUGGUUUACCAGAAGCCUUACCCAAUCAAUGAGUCUCUGUGGAGAUUGCCAGAUGAUAGAAAUGUGAGGUGGAGCAAAUAUCUGUGCAGGAACUUUAAGUGCUUGAUGGGCAAUAACAGGAGGGGUUAUUCUAAGUGUGUCGGGUGUUUUGAAAUGGAGAAGGAAAAACUUAAAUGGGUUACAAACAGCUCCCUUCCCAUUGAUUUUCUGAUCAAUGAUGUGUUGGCUAUUAAGCCGGGGGAGAUAAGGAUUGGUCUUGACUUUGGUAUUGGUACAGGAACCUUUGCUGCAAGGAUGAGGGAACAUAAUGUUACAAUAGUCUCUACUGCUCUUAACCUUGGAGCUCCUUUCAAUGAGAUGAUUGCACUGAGAGGUUUGAUCCCAUUGCACCUAACAUUGAAUCAACGGCUACCAUUCUUUGAUAACAUAAUGGACAUGAUUCAUACCACUGGGUUUCUGGAUGGCUGGAUUGACCUGCAAUUGCUGGAUUUUAUCCUGUUCGAUUGGGAUCGAAUUCUGAGGCCGGGCGGGUUGUUAUGGAUUGACCGGUUCUUCUGUCAAAGAAAGGAUUUGGAUGUCUUCAUGUACAUGUUUCUGCAGCUGAGAUACAAGAAGCACAAGUGGGCUAUUUCUCCUAAAUCAAAGGAUGAGGUCUACUUUUCUGCACUGUUGGAGAAACCUCCAAGAGCAAUAUGAUCAUAUUGUAACAAACUUUCUUCUUCUUGGAAUGUCACACUUACCUAUAGUUUACUAACAUACAUGUUUGGAAGGCUCCAAUCACAUUUGGUGGUA
This is a messenger RNA of Prunus mume (Japanese apricot), 1752 nucleotides long. Its product is annotated as S-adenosyl-L-methionine-dependent methyltransferase. The record is from RefSeq and is a predicted model, not a curated record. Lineage: Eukaryota; Viridiplantae; Streptophyta; Magnoliopsida; Rosales; Rosaceae. Gene Ontology annotation, molecular function: methyltransferase activity.